AUGGUGAAAAGUUUAUUCGAAUACGCGCUGGCUGUGGUGUGCCGCGAGCGCAUCGACCUGGACCUCGGCUACAUCCCCACGAAUUGCAAGGAGCGCGUUUUGGCAUUUUUGUCGAGCCAUGAUCGGCUUUCCCUCAACAACAACGCUGAUCUGGUGAAGUUUCCGAUAUUCGGCAUGAAUCUGACGACCAUUCAUUUCUAUUUGUCGGAAGAGCUAAACGACCAAAUGCUCCAUCACCUGACGGAAUACAACAAAUUCCUGGAGCGAAUUACGUUAAUUGACUGCAAAAAUAUCAGUGACCAUGGGCUGCAGACCGUCACGAAAAGCCAAUUUAACCUGAGGCUCCUCGAGUUGAGGGCAAUGUCGCAGAUAACCGACGCGGGGUUGAUUUAUAUACGGACACCGCAUCUUCAAACGGUCGAUUUGAGCGGUUGCAAACAGAUAACUUCCGAAGGCCUUCGCGAGCUAUUAUCAUGGAACCGAAACAUCGAAGGCCUGUAUCUGAAUACUUGCACGGGUCUCGACGAGUCAUCCUUCUACCAUAUCGCGUAUUACUUGGGAGAGAAUUUGUCGGUGCUCGAGCUCGACUUCCUCGACCGGAUCCCCGAUUCCCCCGGCGUCUUGGCCCACCUCAGCCAGAGUUGCCAGAACUUGCGCCAAUUGUCGUUGGCCCGGUUUUUCCAGGAUGAAGAAAUGCUAGAAGUAAACCCCUAUCGUAUCGACGGUGCUUGCCUUACAAAUGUGGAUUUAUACGGGAAUUUCUUUGUAACUCUACCCUCUCUGCCCCCAACCCUUCAACACAUCCGGUUAUGCGUUUCCGGGGAAGAGGAUGUGGCCAGAUUGUUGGAAAGUUUCGAAAAUCUGCUCUUCCUCGAGAGCAUCGAUCUCAUCGUCACGUGUCGCGAGGAUAGUAUUCAAGCAAUUGACUCGGCUAAUAAUCUCCUCUGCACUCUACUACCAUUUAUUGGCCCAAAAAUCAACUUAUUACAGAUCUCCGUAGUGCGCCUUUUCGAUCCGGUGCUACGGUUUAUCCGGGAGUACUGCUUGAACUUGUCCCACUUGGCCCUCGACGUGAAGGGGAUGAGCAACCUGCUCUUUCAGAAGCUGUUUAGCCGAGGUCCUGGUGCGAAUCUAAAAACCCUGAAGAUGUCGAAAAUGCGACUUUCUUACCGGAUGCUUUUUACGAUCGCCAGAUCGGCAAGGCAGAUAACGGAGUUGGAAAGCUCUUACAUGACGUGUGUUGAUGAUCGAUUCCUCUCGCUACUAUCCGCAAAUUGUGCUCAUCUUCAGAACGUCAAUUUCAAUGGCUGUCGCUAUGUUUCCGACAAGGGGCUGACGAAAAUGGCGAGGAUGUGCCCGUUGAAAGAAGUGCGGAUACGGGGGACCGGAUGUACCGAUCGUUCCUUACAGGUGCUUUCGGAAUGGUGCCCACAAUUGGAGUGGAUCUCUUAUGCCGACUACACGGGUCGCCCACGCUUCACCGAGGAGGCCAUCAACAAGCUCAAAGCCGCCUGUAUCAACAAACUCAUCUGC
Molecule: messenger RNA, 1533 nt
Organism: Mesorhabditis spiculigera
Lineage: Eukaryota; Metazoa; Nematoda; Chromadorea; Rhabditida; Rhabditidae
Source: the annotation of a GenBank genome assembly